Messenger RNA from Manihot esculenta (cassava), 1215 nucleotides. RefSeq names its product formyltetrahydrofolate deformylase 1, mitochondrial. The coding region runs from base 72 to 1049 and encodes 325 amino acids. The transcript is spliced from 8 exons. The record is from RefSeq and is a predicted model, not a curated record. Gene Ontology annotation, biological process: 'de novo' IMP biosynthetic process. Gene Ontology annotation, molecular function: formyltetrahydrofolate deformylase activity. Lineage: Eukaryota; Viridiplantae; Streptophyta; Magnoliopsida; Malpighiales; Euphorbiaceae.
ACCUCCAAAAGCAAAGGCCGCCAGUUGUGGUGCGUGCCUGUGCCCGCGAGUUCUCCAAGAUAUCUGCAGGGAUGAGCCUGAGAAGGGUCUCCUCAAGCAUUCCUCAAGUUCUUGGAUUUGCUAGCAGGUCCUUCAAGUCCCUGAAUUUAACUGGGGUGCCCUUAGAUUCCUCGUCCUCUCCUUGUCUCACCCAUGGCAUCCAUCUUUUUCAAUGCCCAGAUUCGGUUGGUAUUGUUGCCAAGCUAUCGGAAGGCAUUGCAUCGAGAGGUGGAAAUAUUCUUGGAGCUGAUGUUUUUGUGCCAGAAAACAAGAAUGUCUUCUAUUCUAGAAGUGAGUUUGUUUUUGACAGAGUUAGAUGGCCACGGGCUCAAAUGGAUGAGGACUUUCUCAGGCUAGCAAAAAUGUUCCAUGCAAAAACGUCCAUUGUCCGGGUGCCUGAUGUAGACCCCAAAUUUAAGAUUGCUAUUCUUGUUUCCAAGAUGGAGCAUUGCCUAACUGACUUGUUACAUAGAUGGCAGGAUGGUAGAUUUCCAAUUGAGAUAACUUGUGUAAUAAGUAACCAUGAAAGAGGCCCAAAUACACAUGUGAUUCGCUUUCUUGAUAGGAAUUGUAUUCCUUAUCAUUAUUUGCACACAACCAAAGAAAAUAAGAGAGAAAAGGAGAUAUUGGAUUUGGUGAAGGAUACUGAUUUUUUAGUACUUGCCAGGUAUAUGCAGGUAUUAUCUGGUGAUUUUUUGCGUGGCUAUGGGAAAGAUAUAAUCAAUAUUCACCAUGGCCUUUUGCCUUCAUUUAAGGGUGGCCGUCCAUCUAAGCAGGCUUUUGAUGCCGGUGUAAAAUUAAUCGGUGCCACUAGUCACUUUGUGACUGAAGAACUUGAUGCAGGGCCUAUUAUUGAGCAGAUGGUUGAGAGAGUUUCUCAUAGAGAUAAUUUGCAAAGUUUUGUGCAGAAAUCAGAGAACCUUGAGAAACAAUGCCUUGCAAAAGCUAUAAAGUCAUAUUGUGAAUUGCGGGUGUUGCGUUUUGAGGGAAACAAGACUCUGGUAUUUUGAUAACAGAUGGAGACGAGCAAUUCAAAGUAGUUACAUUUUGCAUGUAUAUUCAGUUAUCCAUUACAUUUUUUCGGUCAAUUUAUUGGCAUCAAUUUGUAGAAAUAUGUUUAUACAUAACCCCCAAGUGAAAGUCAAGAGAGUAAAAAUUCAACUUUUCAUUUUUUAA